This is a messenger RNA of Solea senegalensis (Senegalese sole), 4890 nucleotides long. RefSeq names its product endothelin-converting enzyme-like 1 (gene ecel1). Gene Ontology annotation, molecular function: metalloendopeptidase activity. The record is from RefSeq and is a predicted model, not a curated record. NCBI's taxonomy places the organism in Eukaryota, Metazoa, Chordata, Actinopteri, Pleuronectiformes, Soleidae. The coding region runs from base 530 to 2953 and encodes 807 amino acids. The transcript is spliced from 19 exons. Gene Ontology annotation, cellular component: plasma membrane. Gene Ontology annotation, biological process: protein processing.
GAGGAGGAGGAGGGCGAGGAUAAUCUGGUCGGACCUAUGGUGGUGUGGAUCUCCCGCAUCCACGGACACUUUUCCCUUUCUCAACGUGGAUUCACAUUCACUCACCACAGCAUUAGGCCGGGAAAAGCUUGUUAAAGACAUCGCUGCCGCUGAAGUUUGCUUUUCUUCAAAGAGAUAAAGGAUCAAUUUCCACACAUUGCUUCACAGCAUUGACUGACCUGUAACCGGUUGGAGCGAGGGACGAGAGAGAAGAGCAAAUGGAAAGGAGAAGAGGAUGAGUAAGAGAAAGCUGGACCCAAGAGAUUCAUUUUACACAAUGGGAGCCUCUGGCUCUGCACACAUUUGAUUUCAAAAAGAAUAAAGGAGACUUUUCCUAAAGAAGCCCGACAGGAUUUCGACUUCACUUUAGUGCUUUGGCCUGUAGUGAGAGAACUAGUCAUGACAGCACUCUGAACAGAGAAACAACUUCUUUUUCAUCCCGUUCGCCUUAAGCCCGUCUGCAGCUUUUCACCUAAAACUCUUCUUUGCCAUGGAGAAAACAUACUCAUUAACUGCACACUACGACGAGUUCCAGGAAGUGAAAUACGGUGGUCGCUACAGCAGUGAUAUCCUCAGCAACGGCAUGACCCUUCACCUGGGGGGCAGUCUGGACCGUCAUGUGGGGCGGAGCAGGGGAGGGACCUGGUCAAACGGGCGAAACAAAGAUGUGAGCAACGCCAGCGGCAAUGGAGGGCUUCCUCGGUGGAGCCGCAGAGAGAUCUGUCUACUCUCGGCUUUGGUGUUUGCAGCGGGCAUGUGUGUCAUUCUGGGCAGCAUGCUGGCACUUAAGUACAUUUCCCUGGAUGCACAACAGGACCCGCAGUGCCGGCAAGACUGCCAGCGCAAGCGCUCGCUACUGCGCACAGCUCGCAUGGUCCAGGCCAAUAUUGACCCAACGAUCCAGCCCUGCCAGGACUUCUAUUCCUUCGCCUGUGGCGGCUGGUUGAGGCGCCACGGCAUCCCCGAGGACAAGCUCAGCUACGGCAUCAUCACCGCUAUAGGGGAACACAAUGAGGAGAAACUCCAGCACCUCCUGAUAGAGCCCAUACGGAGGCGUGGGCCCGACUCAGCCGAGCGCAAGGUCAAAGAGUUCUACAAGUCCUGCAUCAACAUCCAGGAAAUCGACAAGCUGGGCUCUGACCCCAUGACGGAGGUGAUCGACAGCUGCGGGGGGUGGGACCUGGUGGGGGCUCCCUCCGGUGCUGCCGGGUGGGAGCAAGAAGGUGCACCGCAGAGGCCGGACUUCAACGAGCUGCUGUACAGGACGCAGGGCGUGUACAGCACCCCCGUCUUCUUCUCCCUCACUGUCAACGUGGACGACAAAAACUCCUCCAGGAACGCAAUCAGGAUUGAUCAGGAGGGGCUCACACUCCCUGAGAGAAGCCUCUAUCUGGGACAGGACGAAGACAGCGUAAAGAUCCUGGUGGCGUAUAAGGCCCUGAUGGAGCGCUUGCUGAGCAUGCUGGGAGCUCAGAAUGCCACGCAGAAGUCCAAGGAGAUUAUAGAGCUGGAGACGCGUCUGGCCAAUAUCACUAUGUCGGACUAUGAUGACCAAAGAAAGGACAUCAACACCAUGUACAACCGCAUCACCCUGAAGCAGCUGCAGCGCAUCGCCCCUAGUCUUCACUGGAAACGCCUGCUCGACAGGAUCUUCCAUGACAACCACUCAGAAGACGAGGAGAUCGUGGUGCUCGCCACUGACUACAUACAGAAAGUGUCCGACAUCAUCAAGACCACUUCUAAGAGGGUUGUCCAUAAUUACAUGCUGUGGCGCAUCGUGGCAGCGCUGAGUGAACACCUGUCCACCGCCUUCCGCAGCACCAUCCACGAGUUUUCUCGGGAGAUCGAUGGCACGGAGCAGCAGCUGGAGCUGGGCAGACUGUGCCUCACCCAGGCCAACAAACACUUUGGCAUGGCCCUGGGGGCCCUGUUUGUCCAGCAGCACUUCUCCUCGCAGAGCAAAGCCAAGGUGCAGGAGCUGGUGGAAGACAUAAAACACUCCCUGGACCUCCGCCUGCAGGAACUGGACUGGAUGGAUGAAACCACCAAGGAGGCCGCCAGAGCAAAGUUGAAGCACAUGAUGGUGAUGACAGGAUACCCAGACUCCCUGCUCAAACCUGAGCUCAUAGAUCGAGAAUAUGGGUUUGAUGUGGACGAGAAGACCUAUUUCAAGAACAUCCUCAACAGCAUCAAGUUCAACAUUAAGCUGACGGUCAAGAAGAUCCAUGAGGAAGUGGACAAGACAGCGUGGCUUAUACCCCCUCAGGCCCUCAAUGCCUACUACCUCCCUAACAAGAACCAAAUGGUCUUUCCUGCUGGCAUCCUUCAGCCCACACUCUACAACCCUGAGUUCCCACAGUCUCUCAACUACGGUGGAAUUGGAGCCAUCAUUGGCCACGAGUUAACCCAUGGAUAUGACGACUGGGUGAUGCAAUGGUUCAUGUCCAUAGGGGGCCAGUACGAUCACCAUGGCAACCUCAAACAGUGGUGGACAGAGGAGUCCUACAGGAAGUUUCAGAAGAAAGCGGAGUGUAUCGUCAAGCUUUACGACAACUUCUCUGUUUAUAAUCAGAGGGUGAACGGUCGUCUGACACUUGGGGAAAACAUCGCAGACAUGGGAGGACUAAAGCUGUCGUACUUUGCGUACCAGAAGUGGGUGAGGGAACAUGGUCCAGAGCGGCCGCUGCCUGGCCUCAAAUACACUCAUGAGCAGCUGCUCUUCAUCGCCUUCGCACAGAACUGGUGUAUGAAGAGGAGAUCUCAGUCUAUUUACUUGCAGCUGCUGACUGACAAACAUGCACCAGAGCACUACAGAGUGAUCGGCAGUGUCUCCCAGUUUGAUGAGUUUGCACGUGUGUUCCACUGUCCAAAGGGUUCCCUGAUGAAUCCUGCAGACAAAUGCUCUGUGUGGUGACCUCUCUGCCUGGCCUGAUGACCUUGGGUUGACCUUGAGUCUUCACACACACACACACAACGUGUCAUUCAUCACACAUUCAUCAGUGCCAAAAGGAUGCCACAAAGCUCACGAAGUAUCUUUUGAUCGUGACAAAAAAAACCGUGUUUUCAAGCUUAAGCCUGAUUUUGACUCUGUGUUUCAACACUUCCACAUGAACUCAUGUCACUCACGUCCUGUGAAGUCGUGCACCUGCAGGAUUUUCUUCGUCUCGAUACUAAAAUGCUAACACCGUGAUUCGAAGUCGUAGUGUCCGUGUCGGUUUUCAGUGUUGUGCAUGAACUUUUUGUGACAUGGUGCAGCAUGGCUUGGUGAUCGAGGUACAGAUAUCACCUCUAACACUCAAGCCAGUUUAUCUGAGCAUUUUAACCCUUUAUUUAAAAGAAGAAGAAGAAGAAGAAGUGAAAAGUCAGCAAAAGUCACAGAGUGGACAUCAGUAGCAGCUAUGUCAAAUUUGAAAGUUGAUUAUUGCUAAUGAUUACGAACAGGAAACAUGAUCUGUUAACUUUGAACUAUGAAAGACUGUUUUAACGACACCUUGACAUUUGGGAGAGCCCUGUUUUCAGGUGGCACCACGACUGGACAUGUCACUGUAGUGUAGCGUCACACAUCACUCACAGUGUCUUUUCCCCACUGUCGUACAACCACGACAAGCAAGGAUGCAUUACUGAGCUGGUCUACCAAGCCAGGGCCCGAACGCUCUCUCCAGAAAUGAAGUUUGAACCCAUAAUUCAUGUGAACCCCAUUGUUAUUAUUACAUUAUUUGUCAGCUUGAUUUCUGAUGUCACUUGAUAGACACAGCUCGAUCGGGAUCGAGUGUGGCUCUCUUUUAUUGACAUUACCCACAGAGGAGAACAGUGCUGUGUUUUUGUACACAGGUAUUAAUGAGACAGCGCUCACGGUGAACCAUAGAUCUGCAGCUGUCUCACUGGUGUACAGUAGGCUUUACACGUCGUCCUCGCUGCUGUGAAAGUGAAAAAAGAAGGUCAGAAGCUCACUUCUUGUGCAUUCUUUGUUUCCCUGUAACCUACUGAUAGACAUUUGAGUUUUUGUAAACAGAUAUGUUAGCUAUAUAUACAGUAUAUAUAUUUGAAGUGUCCUCAUAGUUCUGGCACAACACUGUAAACAUUUCAUCUUCAAAUGUGGGACCAAAACACCUUCUCUCUCUGUUUGUCUCUCGAUUGCAUCGACUGAAGCUCUCGUUUCUCGUGCUCCUGUUUUCCUCAGUAAAUGUAAAAUGUCACAUUUUUCACAUCGUUUCAAAGUUUUGUCGAGUGACAGUCGUUGAAAGUGUGAAGCGACAGAGUUCAAAUCAAGCUUAACUCAACUUUGGUUUCACAUGCUCACCUAUAAUGUACAUAAAUGUUAUUUGAUUAUAUAUAUUUUUCUAUUAUGCAUUUAUUGUCUAAUCAUCCCUCGUGUUAUAGUUAAGCAUUUGUAUCAUUAUGUGUGAAACUCAUAAUCCUUCUGUUUUUGAGUGUUUGGUCCUUGGAGUUUAUGAUUUGUUUGGCAAUGCUGCCCUCUUGUGGCGCAGUGUCACGGCCGUGGUGUCAUUUCGCCUUCACUUGCCUCUUGUUCCUAGUGUUUGUACAAGAUUUAACAACUUUUUGGUGAAGAGGAAGCAGAAGGUGGACGUUUUUCUCAGGAUUUGCAGCAAAGUGCAGCGACAAACAGGGGAUUCUGUGCGUCUCUAUCUACAUUCAACCCGAGUUUACAGUGCAGUCACAAAGGAGCGGGUAUAUUUAUGAAACGCUGGAUGGAAGAUGGGAGGACUGGAAAUCACCUCACGGGGGGACAAAGUGAUGCAAGAGACGACUUCUGUUCGAAAUGGAAGAACCUCUGCUGUUAUUGGAUCAUUCACAUCUCGUGUUUCCAAAUCUGCAUGCUCUAAAGACAUG